ACAUAACUCCGUUUUACAACCGGAACACGUAUAAACAUUUUAGGAUCUUUUUAUAGUAAAAAGAAAUUAUUAUAAAAUUUGUUUAAAUUAUACUUUUUUUUACAUUAUAGUAUCAUUUUUUUAUUAAAUAUACAUUUCUUUUUGAAAUAAAUCAGAUAUUCAAUAAAAAGUAUGCAGGCUGAUUAACUGAACAUUUUCUAUCUCCAUCUAUUUUCAGAAGAAGGUACUUUUGUAUGAGUGUAGCGUUUUCGCAGCAAACCAGUGAUGUUAAUCUUUUAGUUACAAAUUUUGUAAAUUGAUCGCUUCUCGUUGUGAAAAAAGUCGCAUAUACGUUGGAUUAGUCUUGUGAAAGUGCAACAUCUUAAAAUAAUCUUGUGUAUAGCGUUAAAAUGCGCCCAGUUUUAGAAUCGAAACUGAUGGUGAGCGAUGGCGAGAAUACGGUGAUAGAUUUUUGGUGUUAAGUUUUGCUCCGUGUCAUCACCGCUAUAGUUUCCGAUUACGUCCAGGAAAGACGAUAACCGUUUUGAGUUGCUGUUUUACGCGUUAUUACGAGCAAAUCUUAAAAAAUCUCUUACGAUUAUUGUAGAAAAUAAAUUGUCAUUGACUGACCGGCUGAUAUUACACGAGGCUUGUAUGUAUAUGCGACUUCUGCCUUCUGCUAUUCGUGACACGCCUCAGAAAAUAAAUCUAAAUUUGUGAAUCGAAUUAUUCUUUUCUGUAUUUGUGUCAUUUUAGUGAUAGAGACGGUUUUAAAUUACGUAACUGUUGUGGAAUCUUGAAGUGUUUAAAGAAUGGCCUGAGUGUGACCACUCCAUUACCGUCAUGUGUGACGAAGAAUUGUUUGUUUAGGCUCUAAUAUUGUGCAUCCUACGGAAAGUGCGCGUUCGACUCGUGGACUGGGCCAGAUCAUGACUCUGCUUGAAACAAAACAAUUUUCGCAUUGAUUGCCGUCUACCUAUCGUCAUUUGGGACACUUUUAUAUUACCAAAAUGUCUUCGGGAACAUUUGUGGACAGAAUUGACCCUUUCGCCAAGCGGUCGAUGAAGAAAAAGACGAAGAAGUCUCAGGGUUCUUCCCGGUAUCGGAACACGCAAGACGUAGAGCUGCAGGCACUGCCUUUGCUCAAAGAUGUUCCAAGCAGUGAGCAAGAAGAGUUAUUUAUCCGCAAGCUGCGACAAUGCUGUGUAGCAUUUGAUUUUAUGGAUCCUGUUGCUGAUCUGAAGGGGAAAGAGAUAAAACGUGCCACCCUCAAUGAGCUUGUAGAAUACAUCACUGCAGGACGUGGAGUGCUUACUGAACCUGUUUACCCAGAGAUUAUAAAAAUGAUAUCAGCAAAUUUAUUCCGCACCCUACCGCCAAGUGAAAAUCCUGACUUUGAUCCCGAAGAAGAUGACCCGACUCUGGAGGCUUCGUGGCCGCAUCUUCAACUAGUCUACGAAUUUUUCCUGCGCUUCCUUGAGUCAACUGAUUUUCAGCCCACUAUUGGCAAGAAGGUCAUUGACCAGAAAUUUGUACUGCAGCUUUUAGAUUUGUUCGAUUCCGAAGACCCGCGUGAACGCGAUUUCUUAAAAACGGUGCUGCAUCGCAUCUACGGCAAGUUUUUGGGAUUGCGAGCCUUUAUACGAAAGCAGAUUAACAAUAUAUUCCUACGAUUUGUUUAUGAAACGGAACAUUUUAACGGUGUCGGUGAGCUUUUGGAAAUUUUGGGAAGUAUAAUCAAUGGAUUUGCACUCCCGUUGAAGAGUGAGCACAAACAGUUCCUGGUGAAGGUGCUGUUGCCCCUGCACAAGGUGAAGUGUCUGUCGCUGUACCACGCACAGCUGGCCUACUGCGUGGUGCAGUUCCUUGAGAAGGACGCUACACUCACGGAACAUGUUGUACGCGGACUUCUCAAGUUCUGGCCCAAAACAUGUUCACAAAAAGAGGUGAUGUUCUUGGGUGAGAUUGAGGAGAUAUUGGAUGUAAUUGAGCCCGCUCAAUUCGUCAAAAUACAAGAACCGUUGUUCAGACAAAUAGCUAAAUGUGUUUCCAGUCCACAUUUUCAGGUGGCUGAAAGAGCACUAUAUUUUUGGAACAACGAAUAUAUAAUGUCACUGAUGGAAGAAAACAACCACGUGAUAAUGCCUAUAAUGUUCCCCGCGCUGUACCGGAUCAGCAAGGAGCACUGGAACCAGACCAUAGUGGCGCUCGUCUACAAUGUGCUCAAGACUUUCAUGGAGAUGAAUUCCAAGCUCUUCGAUGAGCUCACUGCUAGCUAUAAGGCGGAACGGCAGAAAGAGAAAAAACGCGAGAAGGAGCGCGACGAGCUGUGGAAGCGGCUGGGCGAGCUGGAGAUCAGCCACAAGCGGGCGACGGCGGGGGCGGUGGCGGGGGCGGCGCCCGCACUCGCCAAGUGAUGUCCUCACACACCCUCCAUCCACGACCUAGAAUAAUGCGAUUGAAUUUGUUUUCAGCUAUGUAUUGAUAUUUUCUAUUCGAUUACAUUUUUGUUAAUGACGUUAUUAAUUUUUAAUACCUCUAACGGUCGGUCGUCCGGAUACGCUAUCGUGCCGAUGUCUGUGGAUUCGGUUCGCUCGCGAGCGCCGAUGGACCGCUCGCGUCCCGCUUAGCGGCUCGACUCAUGUUCGGUGUGACUACAAAUUACUAAUAGUGCUAAAUGUUAAUAUGUCCGCAUCCCGAUGCACUGUCAUAAUGAUUAUUACUAUUUUAUAUACGUUUACAUAGGUCUCUAGUUUACUUUAGGAUUUUUUAAUAUUGUUAAAUUGUUUAAAUAAGUUAAAGUUGUAUGUAUUAUUGAUGCAUGAUCGAUUGUAACGCAUUUCGGAUCACCGAUAAAUGUAUUAAUCGGGCACCCAGCUUUUGGCUGAAUAUGAUUGUACAAAAAUGAUAAGAAAAAAUUAAAAAUGUAAUUUGUUUAGUGUACGCGGGACGUCGCGGCGCGGCCCGCGCCUGGCCUCGCCGUUUCGGCCCGCGCCCGUAGAUCGUUGUACGAAAUUUUCAUUUCAAUUAGAUGCUCGAUUCAGUAAUGUAAUUUCGUCGUACUAUCAUUUUGUAUAGUUACAUAGUGUAAAUAGGCAUUUAUUUAUUAUAAAUUUAUAGCAGUGUGAUUUCUAUACAUAGCUGCGGGAGAGGAACACUAAUUGGGCAAAAUCGGUCAGAGCGAACUGAAAACUAUUCAUGUAUCAUGCAUACAGCUCGGUAAAACUAAAAAGUUAAUUUGGAUUAUAUUGGAGUAGAACAAUGCUAAAAGUAGAUAUAAUAAUUUGUAAGGGAAUAGUCAUUAAUUUGUAUGAUAUUAUUGUAGCAAUUAAUUUUUUCUAUCAUCACUUGUAGAGUGCCGGUGGCGCGGCCAGGCCAGUGCGCGGCGCUCGCGCCCCGCCUCUGUAUAUACCGAUACGCGCGCGACAUUUCGCUACUGCGUGUGUAUGUAUGUACACUAUGGAGAUGUUUGUUAUGUAAAAUGUAUUAACAUUGCAAAAAUUAUAUAUGAUCUUAUAUAAAUUACUAUUAUAGAACACAGUAUGGAAAUAAAAAAGUUGACUCACAUGAAUUGAAUUCUUUAAGUAAACAUAAUGUAAGUGUAGGCGCCCCGCGGUGGCUAGUAGUAAGCGCCGGUCUCGCUCGCCUGUCGUCUCACCUACUGUCCUCCAGAGAUACGUUCCCCUAGUGAUUACUCAGUUGCGCAAAUUUCAUUGGAAAUACACAAGAAAUUUUCACAUUA
Molecule: messenger RNA, 3721 nt
Organism: Spodoptera frugiperda (fall armyworm)
Lineage: Eukaryota; Metazoa; Arthropoda; Insecta; Lepidoptera; Noctuidae
Gene: wdb
Product: serine/threonine-protein phosphatase 2A 56 kDa regulatory subunit epsilon isoform
Exons: 8
Coding region: 990-2396 (468 amino acids)
Biological process (GO): signal transduction; protein dephosphorylation
Cellular component (GO): protein phosphatase type 2A complex; nucleus; cytosol
Molecular function (GO): protein phosphatase activator activity
Source: RefSeq, a predicted model, not a curated record